AUGCCUAAAGGAAAAGAACAUGCCAAAAAGAACUCGAAGGGGAAGAAUAAAGCUAAAGAACCAGAAACAUUCGAAGAACUAAUGGAAGAGGGUGUUAAGCAGGAAGAGAAAGGUGAGUGUUAUCAAACGGGCGAAAAAGCAGAACGGUUCUAUGAACGAGCACGAGAACUUUACGCGAAAGCAUACGAAAAGAAACCCAAUGACGCGGAUUGCUUAUAUAAUUGGGGUCGAAUUCUUUAUAUUCUCGUGAACUUUGUUCCGUCUCAUUCGCCGCCAGAACUAAAGCUCUCGCUUCUCGCGCAAUCCAUUGAAAAGUUUCGCGCUGCUCUUGUGAUGGAUCCGGAUAAUGCUGAUGCGUUGUUUAACCUGGCUCAGGCGUUAACCAGUCAGGCGGAUGUAAUUAGAGAGCGAGAUACCGAUGGAUUAGAUGACGCGAUUACGUCGUAUAAUGAAGCUGUGCAGUCAUUUGAACGAGUUUAUGUACUACAGCAAAAAGAAUUGAUGAAUUCAAAACCACCGCAAAAUAAUGAAUCCGGAAAUGAUAAAGUGUUAAAUACUGAAUCGUUGAAGACUACAUCAUCAGGUGGCAGUGGUCCAGGUGUUGGGUCGUCAACGUCUUUGAUUUCUGCAUUUGAAAAUUUGAAUCUGAAAAAAAAAGGAAACCAAGCUUCAAGCGAUGGUGAACAAGUAAUCGCAGAAGUUACAGAAAUAACGCCAGUUACCACCGAGUCGUUAGUUGACACGCUAAUUUCGAUUGCUCAUACAUUGUCGUGUCUUGCAGCUCUUGUUGAAUCACUCGAGUACGCCGAAAAAUGCUAUAUACAGGCAAUACAAAAGCUUGAGCUCGCAUUGGAGCUUGAUGUACCAUCAAAAGAAUCGGAAAUUCAGCAUCAAUGGGCAAAUAUAUAUUCGUCACAAGCUGAACGUGCAUUUGCCGAAACAGGUAGCAUGGAGCAAGUAGAAAGGCUCUAUGAAAUUGCUGCUCAGAAGAUGAACAGUGUUAUUGAACAAGAUGCCGCGAAUGUUGAGGCUAUUUGUGAUCGAGGAGAUUUGUUGACCGAAUACGCUAAUACGCUUAUGAAAUCCGUUGUGAUGAGUAAACUCGAUCACGAACCGGAGCGACAGGAAAAAAUUCGUGAAUUAUUUGAUCUCGCGAUCAAAUCAUUUACACUUGCAUUAGAACUUGAACCGAAAAAUUCUGCGAUCCUUGAGAAACUUGCGUCACUUAAUUUCACAAUGUCCUUGUUACCGUUGGCCGCAAUGGAGAAAAAUAAACCCGAAUUACAUAAUAACGCGUUAAAAUAUUAUAAAAGGGCUUUAGAUGCUGACCGAGAUAACCUCGACACUUAUCUAUGUUAUGCAUUGGUUUUGUGUCACGUGCCUGGAAAAGAUGGAGAUGAUGUGGUUCAAACUUUAACCGAGUUUAUAGAACGAGGCGGGAACAAAGAGUUUGUGGAGGAAUGGCAAAUGGAGAAUCAAGAAUUGCUGAGAAGUAGUACAAUUGGGAAAGAAUAUACAAGUCGGGUGAUUGAAACCUGUUUUUCUUCAAAUUCGAAGAAACGUCAUGGCUGA
Molecule: messenger RNA, 1572 nt
Organism: Ambispora gerdemannii
Lineage: Eukaryota; Fungi; Glomeromycota; Glomeromycetes; Archaeosporales; Ambisporaceae
Source: the annotation of a GenBank genome assembly